AUGUCCACAACUGUUCCGCUAACAACUACCACAUCAGAACAAUCGACAAAUACUAUCAACAACGUCCACAACUGUUCCGGAAACAACUACUACACCAUUACUAUCAACAACGUCCACAACUGUUCCGGAAUCAACUACCACAUCAGUUCUAUCAACAACGUCGACAACUGUUCCGGAGACAACUACCACACCAGUACUAUCAACAACGUCCACAACCGUUCCAGAAACAACUACAACACCAGUACUAUCAAUAACGUCCACAACUGUUCCGCAAACAACUACCACACUAGUUGUAUCAACAACUUCGACAACUGUUCCGGAAACAACUACCACACCAGUUGUAUCAACAACUUCGACAACUGUUCCGGAAACAACUACCACACCAGUUGUAUCAACAAUUUCGACAACUGUUCCGGAAACAACUACCACACCAGUUGUAUCAACAACUUCCACAACUGUUCCAGAAACAUCUUCCACAUCUGUACUAUCAACAACGUCAUCAACUGUUCUGGAAUCAAGUUCCACACCUGUACUAUCAACAAUGUCAAAAACUGUUCCGGAAACAACUACCACAGCAGUGCAAUCAACAAUGUCCACAACUGUUCCGGAAACAACUACCAAACCAGUACUAUCAACAACGUCCACAACUGUUCCGGAAAUAACUACCACAUCAGUACUAUCGACAACUGUUCAGGAAACAACUACUACACCGGUACUAUCAGCGACGUCCAAGACUGUGCCAGAAACAACUACCACAUCAUUACUAUCAACAACGUCCACAACAGUUCCGGAAACAAUUACCACAUCAGUACUAUCAACAACGUCCACAACUGUUUCGGAAACAACUACCACACCGGUACCAUCAACAACAGCUACAUCUGUUCCGGAAACAACACCAACAAUACCAUCAACAAGAGUCACAUCUGUUUCGGAUACAACAAUCGUAACAGUACCACCAACAACGACCACAACUGUUCCGGAAAUAACAACCACAACAGUACUAUCCACAUCUAUUAUAUCUCUGUUUCGGAAACACCAACCACAACAGUAUUAACUUUAACGACUACUCCUGGCCCUGAACCAGCAACCGCCACUAUACCAUCUUCAACGACUACAGCUGAGCUGGAAACAACUGCCUCAACUGUUCUAUCAUCUACAGCUGAUCCGGAAACAACUACCAUAUCAGUACCAGCGAUAACGACAACACAAUCUACAACCGCAACAGUGCCGUCCGUAACGGGCAUAAACAUUCCGGAAACAACGACCAAAAAGGUAUCAUCCUCAACGACCACCACUGUUCCGGAAACGGACGGUACCUCAAGUACCACAAAGGUUUCGGAUUCAACUUCAUCAUUUGUUUCACCAACAAUUACCACAACUGUUCCUGGAAAAACCUCCACAAGUGUACCAUCUCCAACGGCUACUACACUCCCUGAAACCACUACCACACUCUUAUCAUCUUUAACUAUUACAACUACUCCAGAAUCAACUGCAACACAAAUGUUAUCAACAACGGAUACAACUGUUCCGGACACUACAACAAUAAUAUCGUCAGGAACGCCAACAACUGGUCUUGAAACAACUACCACACCAGUACCAUCCACAACGACCAUAACUGUACCAUCCACAACUACCACACCUGUUCCGGAAACAACUACAACACAUGUUCCGGAAACAACUACAACAUCUGUUCCAUCCACAACUACCACAACUGUUCCGGAAACAACAACCACAUCAGUACCAUCCACAACGACCAUAAAUGUUCCGGAAACAACUACCACACCUGUUCCAUCCACAACGACUACAACUGUUCCGGAAACAACUACCACACCUGUACCAUCCACAGCGACCACAACUGUUCUGGAAACAACUACCACACCUGUACCAUCCACAGCGACCACAACUGUUCUGGAAACAACUACCACACCUGUACCAUCCACAACGACUACAACUGUUCCGGAAACAACUAACACACCUGUACCAUCCACAGCGACCACAACUGUUCCGGAAACAACUACCACACCUGUACCAUCAACAGCGACCACAACUGUUCUGGAAAUAACUACCACACCAGUACCAUCCACAACGACUACAACUGUUCCGGAAACAACUACCACGCCAGUACUAUCAACAACGUCCACAACUGUUCCGGAAACAACUACCACACCUGUACCAUCCACUACGACUACAACUGUUCAGGAAACAACUAACACACCUGCUCCAUCCACAACUAUCACAACUGUUCCGGAAACAACUACCACACCAGUACCAUCCACAACGACUACAACUGUUCCGGAAACAACUACCACACUUGCUCCAUCCACAACGACCACAACUAUUCCGGAAACAACUACCACACCUGUACCAUCCACAUCGACCACAACUGUUCCGGAAACAACAACCACACCUGUACCAUCACCAACGACCACAACUGUUCCGGAAACAACUACCACACCUGUACCAUCCACAACGACUACAACUGUUCCGGAAACAACUACCACACCUGUACCAGCUACAGCGACCACAACUCUUCAAGAAACAACUACCACACCUGUACCAUCAACAACCACAACGACCACAACUGUUCCGGAAACAACUACCACACCUGUCCCAUCCACAACAACCACAACUGUUCCAGAAACAACUACCACACCUGUGCCAUCCACAACUACCACAACUGUUCCGGAAACAACUACCACACCUGUACCAUCCACAACGACUACAACUGUUCCGGAAACAACUACCACACCUGUACCAUCCACAGCGAACACAACUGUUCCGGAAGCAACUACCACACCUGUACCAUCCACAGCGAACACAACUGUUCCGAAAACAACUACCACACCUGUACCAUCCACAACGACUACAACUGUUCCGGAAACAACUACCACACCUGUACCAUCCACAGCGAACACAACUGUUCCGGAAGCAACUACCACACCUGUACCAUCCAUAGCGAACACAACUUUUCCGGAAACAACUACCACACCUGUACCAUCCACAACGACUACAACUGUUCCGGAAACAACUACCACACUUGUACCAUCCACAGUGAACACAACUGUUCCGGAAGCAACUACCACACCUGUACCAUCCACAACGACCACAACUGUUCCGGAAACAACUACCACACCUGUCCCAUCCACAACAACCACAACUGUUCCGGAAACAACUACCACACCUGUUCCAUCCACAACUACCACAACUGUUCUGGAAACAACUAACACACCUGUACCAUCCACAACGACUACAACUGUUCCGGAAACAACUACCACUCCUGUACCAUCCACAGCGAACACAACUGUUCCGGAAGCAACUACCACACCUGUACCAUCCACAGCGAACACAACUGUUCCGGAAACAACUACCACACCUGUACCAUCCACGACUAAAACUGUUCCGGAAACAACUACCACACCUGUACCAUCCACAGCGAACACAACUGUUCCGGAAGCAACUACCACACCUGUACCAUCCACAACGACCACAACUGUUCUGGAAACAACUACAACACCUGUACCAUCAACAACAACCACAACUGUUCCGGAAACAACAACCACACCUGUACCAUCAAUAACGACCACAACUGUUCCGGAAACAACUACCACACCUGUACCAUCCACCACGACUACAACUGUUCCGGAAACAACUACCCCACCAGUACCAUCCUCAACGACCAUAACUGUUCCGGAAACAACUACCACACCUGUACCAUCCACAGCGAACACAACUGUUCCGGAAACAACUACCACACCUGUACCAUCAACAACGACCACAACUGUUCCGGAAACAACUACCACACCUGUACCAUCCACAACGACUACAACUGUUCCGGAAACAACUACAACAACUGUACCAUCAACAGCGACCACAACUAUUCCGGAAACAACUACCACACCUGUACCAUCCACAACUACCACAACUGUUCCGGAAACAACUACCACACCUGAACCAUCCACAACGACUACAACUGUUCCGGAAACAACUACCACACAUGUACCAUCCACAACUACCACAACUGUUCCGGAAGCAACUACCACACCUGUACCAUCCACAACGACUACAACUGUUCCGGAAACAACUACCACAUCAGUACCAUCCACAACGACUACAACUGUUCUGGAAGCAACUACCCCACCAGUACCAUCCACAACGACCAUAACUGUUCCGGAAACAACUACCACACCUGUACCAUCCACAGCGAACACAACUGUUCCGGAAACAACUACCACACCUGUACCAUCAACAACGACCACAACUGUUCCGGAAACAACUACCACACCUGUACCAUCCAUAACGACUACAACUGUUCCGGAAACAACUACCACACCUGUACCAUCAACAGCCACCACAACUGUUCCGGAAACAACUACCACACCUGUACCAUCCACAACUACCACAACUGUUCCGGAAACAACUACCACACCAGUACCAUCCACAACGACUACAACUGUUCCGGAAACAACUACCACACCUGAACCAUCCACAACGACUACAACUGUUCUGGAAACAACUUUUACACCAGUACCAUCCACAACUACCACAACUGUUCCGGAAACAACUACCACACCAGUACCAUCCACAACGACUACAACUGUUCCGGAAACAACUACCACACCAGUACCAUCCCACAACGACUACAACUGUUCUGGAAACAACUACCCCACCAGUACCAUCCACAACGACCAUAACUGUUCCGGAAACAACUACCACACCUGUACCAUCCACAGCGAACACAACUGUUCCGGAAACAACUACCACACCUGUACCAUCAACAACGACCACAACUGUUCCGGAAACUACUACCACACCUGUACCAUCCACAACGACUACAACUGUUCUGGAAACAACUUUUACACCAACCCAUUAACAGCAAAUGUACGCGGAACAACUACUAACCAAGUAGCAUCAUCAGCAAAAACAACUGUUCCUGAAGGAACAACUUUACCAGCAGCAUCAUCAAUAACAUCAACUGCUCUGGAAAGCUAUAUUACACAAGAACCACUAACGACAAAUGCAAAUGGAACAACUACUACCUUAGAAGCAUCAUCAGCAGGAACAACAACUGUUCUGGAAGUAACUACUUUACCAGUAGCAUCAUCAACAGGAACAACAACUGUUCUGGAAGUAACUACUUUACCAGUAGCAUCAUCAACAGGAACAACAACUGUUCCUGAAGGAACUACUUUACAAGAAACGUCAUUAACGAAAGCAACUGCUGGGGAAACCUCUGUUACACCAGAACCAUUAACAACAAAUGUUCAUGAAACAACAACUACUACCCAAGUAGCAUCAUCAGUAAGAACAACAACUGUUCCGGAAGCAAUAACUACACAAGUAGCCUCAGCAACGACAACAGCUGCUCUGGAAACCUCUAUUAGACCAGAAACAUUAAAAACAAAUGUACAUGAAACAACAACAACUACCCAAGUAGCAUCAGCAGCAGAAACAACAACUGUUCCAGAAGCAACUACUUUACCAGUAACGUCAUCAACGACAGAAAAUGGUCUGGAAACCUCUAUUACACCAGGACCAUUAAAAACAAAUGCACAUGAAACAACAACUACUAUCCAUGUAGCAUCAUCAGCAGAAACAUCAACUGUUCCAGAAGCAACAACUUUACCAGUAACGUCAUCAACGACAGAAAAUGGUCUGGAAACCUCUAUUACACCAGGACCAUUAAAAACAAAUGCACAUGAAACAACAACUACUAUCCAUGUAGCAUCAUCAGCAGAAACAACAACUGGUCCUGAAAUAACAACUUUACCAAUAGCAUCAUCAACGACAGCAAAUGGUCUGGAAACCUCUAUUACACCAGGACCAUUAACAACAAAUGUAUACGGAACAACAACUACUACUCUAGUAGCAACAACAGUAAAAACAACAACUGUUCCGGAAGCAACUACUACACAACGAAGCCAUUACCAAAAAACUAUGUCUGAAACAACAAGUACUACCUCCAUAGCAUCAUCUGCAGCAAUAACUGUUCUGGGAAACAGCUACUUCGCCAAUAUCGUCAACAACAUCAACAACUACAACAACAACAAUAACAGAUGUUUCAGAAAUAUCCACUACACCAGAAGCAUUAUCAACAACUGA
Messenger RNA from Pecten maximus, 6099 nucleotides. RefSeq names its product mucin-2-like. The transcript is spliced from 6 exons. Bases 1 to 6099 code for a protein of 2032 amino acids. NCBI's taxonomy places the organism in Eukaryota, Metazoa, Mollusca, Bivalvia, Pectinida, Pectinidae. The record is from RefSeq and is a predicted model, not a curated record.